This is a messenger RNA of Bubalus bubalis (water buffalo), 2957 nucleotides long. It is a transcript of the gene COL13A1, whose product is annotated as collagen type XIII alpha 1 chain. The record is from RefSeq and is a predicted model, not a curated record. The coding region runs from base 570 to 2732 and encodes 720 amino acids. NCBI's taxonomy places the organism in Eukaryota, Metazoa, Chordata, Mammalia, Artiodactyla, Bovidae. The transcript is spliced from 39 exons.
GAUUAGUUUGGGAAGUAGCACGGAUUGCUCAUCCGAUCCGUGCAGCCGCAGCUAGUGUGUCAAGUUACAGAGGCGCCGGAAUCGGCCCCAGCGCUCCUCGGCAGCGGCCACGACCCACCUCUGCCCAUGGGGCCCUCCAUGUGCACCCCUUCGCCCCGGGACUGAAACUGGCUCGCCCGGGCGACGGGAAACACCAAGAAGGACAGACAGUGCUGAACCCACUCCGGACUGCGGAUACUUGAAGGGAAAGACGGGGCAGAAAAAAGAGCCGGCCAGAUUUCCCUAACUUUCCUGGACUUGGAACGUUCUUCGAAGCAACUUUUUUUUUUUCACCUGGGUGUACCCCCCGAUUACUGCUGGUUUUUUUUUUUUGUUUUUUUGCUCCCCCCGUUCCCCCUCCAGCUGCUAUUUUUUCCAUCCUCUUUGCCGAGAGCAAAGGAAAGGGACAUUUUUCCAGCGACACAAGCCUUUUCCCUACUGCCCCGGAGCUUGAGAUCGCGCUUUGGGGCAGCGGCUCUCGCCUUUAUUUAUUCUAUUUAUUUAUUUAUUGGUUCUCAAGACGCGAGGGGAUGGUAGCGGAGCGCUCUCGCAAAGCGACAGCCGCCGGUGCCCGCGGCCCUGCGGAGCUGGGCGCACCCGGGACAGUGGCGCUGGCGGUGGCGCCGGCGGAGCGCUGCGCGCGGCUGCCGAGCCCGGGGUCGUGCGGGCUGCUGGCGCUGGCCCUCUGCUCGCUGGCGCUCAGCCUGCUCGCCCACUUUCGGACGGUCGAGCUGCAGGCCCGGGUGCUGCGCCUGGAAGCGGAGCGUGGGGAGCAGCAAAUGGAGCCGGCUAUUUUGGGACGAGUCAACCAACUGCUGGAUGAGAAAUGGAAGCUCCACUCACGGAGGCGCCGGGAGACCCUGAAGACAUCCCCAGGAUGUCACUGCCCGCCAGGGCCUCCUGGUCCUGCUGGAAGACCCGGCCUCCCGGGGGACAAAGGUGCCAUUGGGAUGCCUGGACGUGUGGGAGGAAAGGGCCAACCAGGCGAGAAGGGCGCCCCAGGAGAUGCCGGCAUGUCCAUCAUUGGUCCCCACGGCCCCCCUGGUCAGCCAGGCACCCGAGGUUUUCCAGGAUUUCCGGGUCCCAUUGGGCUCGACGGCAAACCGGGCCGGCCGGGACCAAAGGGGGAGAUGGGACCUCAAGGACAAAAGGGAGAAAAGGGUCAGUGUGGCGAGUACCCACACCGGCUGCUGCCUCUCCUCAAUUCAGUGCGGCUGGCUCCACCCCCAGUCAUUAAAAGGCGGACCUUCCAGGGUGAACAGGGCCAGGCUGGCAUCCAAGGCCCACCAGGGCCACCAGGCCCUCCCGGACCGAGUGGACCUCUGGGGCACCCAGGACUGCCAGGGCCCAUGGGGCCACCAGGCUUACCUGGGCCUCCUGGACCAAAGGGAGACCCAGGGAUCCAGGGCUACCACGGCCGGAAGGGAGAACGGGGCAUGCCAGGGAUGCCGGGCAAACACGGAGCAAAGGGUGAACCUGGGAUCCCAGGAGCCAAGGGUGAGAAGGGGGCUGCGGGGUCCCCCGGGCCACUCGGCCUCUUGGGGCAGAAGGGAGAAAAAGGCGAUGCUGGCAACUCCAUUGAAGGAGGCAGAGGGGAGCCCGGUCUCCCAGGGCCUCCUGGACCCCCAGGGCCAAAGGGGGAAACUGGAGCAGAUGGCCAGCCAGGCCCCCCAGGACAGCAAGGAGACAAGGGGGAGCCUGGACCAGCUGGAGAACAGGGACCUACUGGCCCCAAGGGCUCCAAGGGCGAAACUGGGAAAGGAGAGAUGGUGGACUACAACGGCAACAUCAACGAGGCUCUCCAGGAGAUCCGGACACUGGCCUUGAUGGGGCCCCCUGGUCUUCCUGGGCAGAUCGGCCCACCCGGAGCUCCAGGGAUCCCAGGCGAGAAGGGGGAGAUUGGACUGCCAGGCCCUCCCGGACUCGAUGGGGAAAAGGGACCUCGAGGCAAACCAGGAGAUGUGGGCCCUCCUGGUCCCCAAGGCCCCCCAGGAAAGCCUGGGCCUGCAGGAAUGAAGGGAGAAGACGGCCUCCCGGGGAGCCCAGGAGAGAAGGGGGAGAAAGGGGAGACGGGGCAGCCGGGACCACCGGGUCUAGACGGCCCAACUGGGGAGAAAGGAGAACCAGGUGACCAAGGGAGACCCGGAGCGACUGGACUUCCUGGCCCAAUCGGGCUCCCAGGAUUUAUAGGAGAGAAAGGAGAACCAGGGGAGAAGGGUGACCCAGGAACGGAGGUUCCUGGGCCACCAGGGCCAGAGGGGCCUCCUGGACCUCCGGGGCUCCAAGGCGUUCCUGGACCAAAGGGGGAAGCAGGACUAGACGGAGCAAAAGGAGAAAAGGGCGUCCAGGGAGAAAAAGGAGACCGAGGUCCUCUGGGAUUACCCGGAGCUUCAGGUUUGGACGGCAGGCCUGGGCCACCGGGUACUCCAGGACCAAUCGGAGUUCCAGGCCCAGCGGGACCAAAGGGAGAGAGGGGCAGCAAAGGUGACCCUGGGAUGACAGGACCAACGGGAGCAGCUGGGCUUCCUGGUUUACACGGACCACCCGGGGACAAAGGAAACCGGGGGGAGAGGGGGAAGAAAGGCUCUAGAGGGCCUAAGGGGGAUAAGGGAGACCAAGGAGCGCCUGGAUUAGAUGCCCCCUGUCCAUUGGGUGAAGAUGGCUUGCCAGUCCAGGGCUGCUGGAACAAGUGAUGCCUCUAACCUGGGAUUGGCCUGUGUGUGUGUUUGUACAUAGAAUAUUUAUUUUUAUACAGUUUUCACUUUUUGAAAAUGCCCGAAGUAUGAUGCAUCUUACAGAUUAUUUUUUAAAAAAGGAAAACCUGCAUAUUUUGUACAGAAAAUACCAACCUCUUCCCUUUUGUUUACAAGAUGUUUUGCAUACGUCUAAGACUCUAAUACACUUUUCACUUGUGAGUA